Toxotes jaculatrix (banded archerfish) is the source of this 2711-nucleotide messenger RNA. It is a transcript of the gene mcama, whose product is annotated as melanoma cell adhesion molecule a. Gene Ontology annotation, biological process: angiogenesis. The transcript is spliced from 16 exons. The coding region runs from base 18 to 1877 and encodes 619 amino acids. The record is from RefSeq and is a predicted model, not a curated record. Lineage: Eukaryota; Metazoa; Chordata; Actinopteri; Toxotidae. Gene Ontology annotation, cellular component: plasma membrane.
GAACAAGGAGCAAAGACAUGGCUUUCCUACACGGAACAUUUCUACCGCUCUUCCUUCACAUCUGCCUCCUCAGCUGGAGCGCUUGGGCCAAGGUGAAGGUGACCAUGCAUGAAAAUGUCGAGGUGUACCUGGGUGACUCGGCUCAGAUCCCCUGCCAGUACAGCUUCACUGACGCCAACAGCGAGCCCAGCUUUGUCAUGAUCCAGUGGUUUGUGAGAGCUGCCGGUAACAGCUCACGGAUGCGGAUCUUCUACGGCGAUGACAGUCAGCAGGUGGUAGACAACAACACAGAGUACAGCGGUCGCAUCGAGGUGACUUCAGAUCAGCAUGGAACGCAACUCAACAUCCAGGAAGUCCGGCUGUCUGAUGAGAGGGAAUUCUUCUGCCAGGUUAACGGGCUGGCUGCCGGGAACGCAGAGGGCAAGACCCACCUCAGAGUGUUCGCUCCUCCAGAGGCUCCGGUGAUCGAGGGUGUCCUUACUGGGAUAUCUGUGACCAGGGAGGGGCUGUCAAAGGUUGCAUCAUGUGAGGCUCAGAACGGCUUCCCUAAGCCCAACAUCACCUGGUACAGGAACAGCAUCCCACUGAUGCCUACACCAGGACUUGUAAACGUGUUGACGCUGGUGACCUGGGAUUCCAGGGAGUUCUACUCCGUCCAGAGCACACUGGAGUACAAGGUGGCCAAGGAGGACAAGGACGCACAUUUCUCCUGUGAGGUCAGCUACUUUGUCCCGGGAGCCAUCAGGACAGUCGAGUCCAACAGCAUCAACAUCACUGUUUACUACCCCACCACCAUGGUGGAGCUGUGGAAGGAGUCGCCCCAGGGCUUGGUUAAAGAGGGGGAUACUGUGGAGCUGCGUUGCCAGGGUGAUGGCAACCCCCCGCCGACCUUCAUUUUCAGCAGAGAACAAGAGCAGGAUGUUCACCUGGACAGCAGCGGUGACGUGUUGAUCCUGACACAAGUGUCACGGAAGGACAGCGGCAUCUACCAGUGCCGCCCUCAGGACACUGACAGUUUCACCGAGGUCAAAGGAGAAAUGCAGCUCACUGUGCACUAUUUGGACCCAGUCGUGGUGGUACCUAAAGACUCAGAGGUCAUGCUCAAAGGAGAGGAUUUGACCGCAACCUGCAACGCUCUGUCGUCCCUGAAAACAUCCACUGUUUGGUACAAGGAUGGGAGGCAGGUGGGUACAGGGAACAUGUUGCAUCUGCAGGAUGCCACCUAUGAAACGACAGGAGAGUACAAAUGUGAGGUGACCGUUCCUUCCCUGCCCACCCUGCACACCAGCGGCUCAGUUCACAUCAUCGUCCAAGGUGGUCCCCAGCUGGUGGGGGUGGAUCAGGAGGUGCAGCUGGAGGAGGCAGCAGGCAGGAUGGUGAACCUGAGCUGUGAGGCUCAGGGCUACCCGCUGCCCAGCAUCUCCUGGAACAUCAUCGGCAGCCAGAACUGGCAUGAGGUGGUGAGCAGGGCAAAUGAGCACAUGACUCACAGCGUGGUGUCAGUCAAAGUCACCUCGGACAUCAGCGCUCAGUGCAACGCUUCCAAUGACAUGGGCACUGAAUUCAAGGCUUUCAGCAUCAAAGCCAUUCCCAGGGUCACCACAACUGCUCCCUUCUCUCCUGCUGAAGGCAGUGGAGUGAUCAUAGUGGUGAUCAUACUGUGUCUGCUUCUGCUGGCUAUUCUCGGCAGUGUUCUCUACUUCCUGCAUAAGAAGGGAAAGAUCCCCUGUGGACGCUCAGGGAAGCAGGAGAUCAGUACCAAAGAGAAGACCACCAAAGAUGACAUUGUUGUUGAGAUGAAGACCAACACAAAGAACGAGGAAGCUGUCCUCCUAAAGGCCGUCAACGGAGAGAAAAAGGGCCCUAAUGACCAGUAAAGUCCCGGACCGUUCAGCCGUGACGUUGUGCAGCAGGAGGCAGGACGUGUGAAGCCAGCAGUCAGUGUGUGUUGGAGGCAGUUGACACUUCCACUGAUCUGAGACCUGCGGGGUAACUCCACCCCGUAGUCGGCACAUUCCCUUAUCAUGCUUUGUUCUCAGCAGUAUUCAGUAGAUUUACACAGGAACACACAAACACAUUAAUGCACACAUUACACACACACACCCACACACACAGGUAUGUAUGUACAGAUGUGUAUUUUCUUUUGAAUGAAUGUUCGCCUCCUCAACAUUCAGUUUCUCCAAUUGUUUUGUACCAUUUCCUCAAAAGAUGUUCAACCCUUGGCUGUUCAGUGUGUGUCUGAUGAUGUCUCUUAUCCAUCAUCAGCUUUUGUUCUUGUUUGUUUUUAUGAAAGUGUAUAUAUUAUAUAUAUUUUGUUAUUUAAGAUAUUUUGGCACUCAGAUUUUCAUUUCGUGGUAACGUCUGGGUCGCGCGCAUGUUGAUCCGUGUUCAUGGGUCCAGGUGAGUUUUAGGACGGGACGUGAUGUCAGAGACCAAACAAACGCCAGCUGCUCCUCUGCGGCAGCUCUUUACUGUCGGUUCACAGUCACACUGAGAGAAGGCUUUGUCAGUGUGUUUGCUUCAGUUUGAUUUUUGAUUGACACCAAUAUUUGUAGAAAUUGAUGCUGAAAUUUACCAAAAAAAAAAAAAAAAAGAAAUACUAAGGCAUUUCCUCAAGAUUCAGUGUCUUGUUUUUGUGGGGGAAAAAAAAAAACUCUGCUCUGCACUUAAAUCAUCAGGGGACAAUAAAGCUUGAAAUGCAGGGUAACCAG